AUGGAGACUGCUAUGUGCGUGUGUUCUCCUUGCUGCACGUGGCAGAGAUGCUGUCCACGGCUGUGCUCCUGCCUGUGCUGCAAGUUCAUCUUCACCUCGGAGCGGAACUGCACCUGCUUCCCCUGCCCUUACAAGGAUGAGCACGACUGCCAGUGCUGCCACUGCACCUGUGCCGAGAGCCCCAACUGCCACUGGUGCUGCUGCUCCUGGGCCAACGAUCCCAACUGCAAGUGCUGCUGCACGGCCAGCAGCAACAUCAAGUGCUACUAUUACGAGAGCCGCUGCUGCCGCAAUGCCACCAUCUCCUUCCACAAGGGCCGCCUCCGGAGCAUCCGCACCUCCUCCAAGACUGCCCUGCGCUUGGGCAGCAGCGACACCCAGGUGGAAGAGGUGAAGUCGACGCGCGCCGACAGCUACCUGGUGGACCACCUGACGUGCCCGCAGUGCCGCCGGCUGCGCCUGCACUCCUUCAUGCUGCCCUGCAACCACAGCCUGUGCGAGAAGUGCCUGCGGCACCUGCAGAAGCACGCCGAGGUCACGGAGAACUUCUUCAUGCUCGUGUGCCCGGUGUGCAGCCGCUCGCACUGCAUGCCCUACAGCCACAAGAUGCAGCUGCCCGAGAACUACCUGCACGGGCGCCUCACCAAGCGCUACAUGCAGCAGCACGGCUACCUCAAGUGGCGCUUCGACCGCUCGUCGGGGCCCGUCCUCUGCCAGGUGUGCCGCAGCCGGCGCAUCGCCUACAAGCGCUGCAUCACCUGCCGCCUCAACCUCUGCAACGACUGCCUCAAGGCCUUCCACUCGGACGUGGCCAUGCAGGACCACAUCUUCGUGGACACCAACGCCGAGGAGCAGGACGAGAAGAUCUGCAUCCACCACCCGUCCAGCCGCAUCAACGAGUACUGCCGCAACGACAACGAGCUGCUCUGCACCUUCUGCAAGGCCGCCUUCCACAAGGACCACGACACCGUCAGCCUCAUGGACGCCUGCUCCGAGAGGUCCGCCGCCCUCUUCAGCGCCAUCGCCAAGUUCAAAGCAGUCCGAUAUGAAAUUGACAAUGACCUAAUGGAGUUCAACAUUUUAAAAAGCAGUUUUAAAGCUGACAAGGAGACGAAGCGAAAAGAGAUCAGAACUGGUUUUCUCAAACUGCGCAGCAUCCUGCAGGAGAAAGAGAAAAACAUCAUGGAACAGAUAGAAAAUCUAGAAGUGUCCAGGCAGAAAGAGAUUGAAAAAUAUGUGUAUAUCACAACCAUGAAAGUGAAGGAAAUGGAUGGCCUGAUUUCCUACUCCAAAGAAGCCCUGAAGGAGACAGGUCAGGUGGCAUUCUUGCAGUCUGCCAAGAUCCUGGUGGACCAGAUUGAAGAUGGCAUCCAGAGCACGUACAGGCCUGACCCUCAGCUGCGGCUGCACUCCUUGCACUGCAUGCCCUUGGACUUCGGUGCGCUCUCCAGUGCCAUCCAUGAGCUCUUCCCAACUGGACCCAAGAAGGUUUGCUCCUCAGGAGACUCGCUGCCCUCCUCAUAUCCCGUGCAGUCAGAAAUGAUGAUUGCCAGGAAGGUCACGUUCAGCACCCACAGUUUUGGUAACCAGCAGAUACAUCAGAGAAGCGCCUCCUUGCUGUCCUUCAACCUCACCAGUGAUAAGGCCAAGGUGGGUCUGGAGGCCUGUGGAAGAACCCAAUCCACCAUCCCUGCCAAGACCACAGAUGGCCUCUAUACCUACUGGAGUACAACCUCUGAAAGCCAGCCUCCGCAGAACAGCAGCAGCUUCCACAACUGGUACUCAUUCAGUGACGCUGCCUCUGUGAAGACCCCAGGCCCAAUCGUAAUCUAUCAGACACUAGUGUACCCAAGAGCUGUCAAGGUUUACUGGACAUGCCCAGCAGAAGAUGUGGACUCUUUUGAGAUGGAAUUCUAUGAACUCAUUACUACUCCCCCUAACAAUGUGAGGACAGAGCUCUGUGGACAAAUUCGGGACAUCAUGCAGCAGAGUCUAGAGUUACACAACCUGACUCCCAACACCGAGUAUCUGUUUAAAGUUAGAGCCAUCAAUGACAAUGGUCCUGGGCAAUGGAGUGACAUCUGCAAGGUGGUGACACCCGAUGGGCGUGGGAAGAACCGAGCUAAGUGGGGCCUGCUGAAAAAUAUCCAGUCUGCCCUCCAGAAGCGCUUCUGA
Jaculus jaculus (lesser Egyptian jerboa) is the source of this 2175-nucleotide messenger RNA. It is a transcript of the gene Trim42, whose product is annotated as tripartite motif containing 42. The transcript has 5 exons. Bases 1 to 2175 code for a protein of 724 amino acids. Gene Ontology annotation, molecular function: protein binding; zinc ion binding. The record is from RefSeq and is a predicted model, not a curated record. NCBI's taxonomy places the organism in Eukaryota, Metazoa, Chordata, Mammalia, Rodentia, Dipodidae.